CCCGUCCUGCACGCCACCGCGCGCCGAACAUACACACACUCUUUCUCUCUAUCUCUUACAAACACACACACACACACACCCUCCUGUAUAAACGGCAUCUGCCUGUACACAGACUCUCGCAUUCUUACCCUCCCUCUCAUCUCUCAUGUGCGCGCGCUGUCAUUAACGCACGCACGCACCGCGGCAGCGCACACCAGACGCGCUCGAGCACACGGUUCGGUUCGGACAUGAUACCGGCGCGGACCCGGAGAUGAGGCUCAGAAAUGGCACCUUCCUAACAGUCAUAGUAUUCGGGUUAUGUGGGUUUAUAUCGUUAUCCUGGUACACCGCAUUCAGCAAUUCCAAAGGUAAUGUCGUAGACAUCUAUCAGCGUGAAUUUCUGGCGCUGAGAGACCGUCUGCACUCCGCGGAGCAGGAGAACCUCAAACGCUCCAAAGAGCUCAACCUGGUGCUGGACGAGAUCAAGCGAGCCAUCGCUGAGAAACAAGCGCUGCGGGACAUCAACCGCACCUGGAGCAGCCUGUCAGAUGAGACCAAGCUGAAGUUGUGGAACGUGACCAGCAGUAAGAAUGUUCUUCAGCUGCCCAGCAUCUUCCACCAUCUGCCACACCUGCUGGCCAAGGAGACCAGCCUCCAGCCGGCCGUGCACAUCGGCCAGGGCCGCACCGGAGUGUCGAUAGUGAUGGGGGUGCCCAGUGUGAAGAGAGAGGUGCACACUUACCUGACGGACACGCUGACCUCGCUGAUGUCAGAGCUGAGUCCGGCCGAGAAGGAGGACUGCGUGAUUGUCGUCUUCAUCGCGGAGACGGAUCAACAAUAUGCAAAUAGUGUUGCUGAAAACCUUAAGCGCCUGUUUCCCGGAGAGAUUCAGUCUGGGCUGUUGGAGAUCAUUUCUCCCUCCGUCCACUUCUAUCCAGACUUCUCUCACCUCAAAGAGUCGUUUGGUGACCCUAAAGAGCGGGUCAGGUGGAGAACGAAGCAGAACCUGGAUUACUGCUUCCUGAUGAUGUACGCCCAGACUAAAGGAACCUAUUAUGUACAGCUAGAGGAUGACAUUGUUGCACGGCCAAAUUACUUCACCACGAUGAAGAAUUUCGCCCUGCAGCAGCCGUCAGAGGAGUGGAUGAUUCUAGAAUUCUCCCAGCUGGGCUUCAUCGGGAAAAUGUUCAAGUCAUUAGACUUGCCGCUGAUCGUGGAGUUUAUGCUAAUGUUCUACAAAGACAAGCCCAUUGAUUGGCUGUUGGACCACAUCAUGUGGGUGAAGGUGUGCAACCCAGAAAAAGACGCGAAACAUUGUGACAGGCAGAAAGCAAACCUACGCAUCCGCUUUAAACCGUCUCUCUUCCAGCAUGUUGGAACACACUCUUCCCUCGCUGGAAAGAUCCAGAAACUCAAGGAUAAGGACUUCGGGAAGCAGACGUUGCAUAAAGGUCACGCGAACCCGCUAGCUGAGGUCACCACCAGUCUGAAGACGUACCAGCACUUCACGCUGGAGAAAGCCUAUCUGGGCGAGGAUUUCUUCUGGGCGUUCACACCUGUGGCGGGAGACUUCAUCCGCAUCCGCUUCUUCACGCCUGUCCGUGUGGAGAGGUAUUUCUUCCGCAGUGGAAACAUCGAGCACCCUGGAGACAAGCUCUUCAACACUACAGUGGAGGUUCUUCCUUUCGACAAUAUUCAGUCGGAGAAAGAAGCACUGAAGGAGGGGAGAGAGAAGACGCCGAAGUACCAGCGCACAGAAGACGGCUUCAUCAGAAUAGGGAAGUUUGAGAACGGGAUCGCGGAGGGCGAGGUGGACGCUUCCUUCGGCCCGCUGGAGGCUCUGCGGCUCUCGGUGCUGACCGACUCUCCUGUGUGGGUCAUUCUCAGCGAGAUUUUCAUCAAGAAAGCCGAGUGAUGAUGUUCAGCAAUACCUCACGUGUUCAGCAGCUCUCUGGUGCAGGAUGGCGUCUGCUCAGCACCUCCACAGGAGCUCCUCACACCAGUUUCUUUAGCUUGGUCCAACAGCGCCCUCUGCUGGCGACAAGCUGUUACAGCAGGGCAGAGAAUGCCAGACGGUGGCUGAUGACGGACACACACAGACACGCAGCUCGUGCCGUCAGACGCGCCGCUCCUGCUGAUGACGACUGUCUUUUGUAAACUGUAUUUAUAUGUAUAUAUGCCCAUGGCUGAGCUGAUGUAAUUACACUGGUAUGUUGUCAAGGGCUUCCUGGACGGAGAAACUUUGACAUUCAACUAAUGCUGCUUUGGAAUGGAAGACUCUUCUUGAUUUCCUACUCGAGAUUUGAUUUUCAAAGUUCAGUUUGUGCUGUUAAUUAGUUGACAAAUGCUUCUGUUUAGGCUACUCCAAAUGGUGUGUAUUUAUUGUAUUUAUGAGGAUACAUUAAGAGUACACACACGUGAUAGAUGCGUGUUAGUUCCUCCAGAUCGGCCCAAAAGAUCCCUGAUGAUGAACGAGAGACGUUAUUGUAACUAGAGUAUGCUGCAGAACUCUUCUUCUUAUAAUUAAAAGGAAAACAAGAGGGAAGCCUUCGGAACGUUUUAUUUAUACAUGUAUUUUUUAUUAUUAUUAUUAUUAUCAUUUUUUACUUUCCAGACACAUUGCAAUAUGUUUUUUCCCUCUUCCUGCCUUAAUGUGACGCAGACACAGUGCUGAUGUGAGCGGAAACAGAUCUAUAACAUCAGACAGGGAACGUUCUCAGAAUGUUCUCUCAAAGUUAUGAGCAAACGUUCUUCCAGUAACGUUAAUAGAAUGUUUGUUUAAGGUUAUCUGGUCUCAAAAUGUUAGUACAAAACCAUUAUUUAUAGAUCUUUUUUUCCCGAAACAUUUUAUUUGGAUGUUCAUCUAACGUUUUUUAAAUGUUUGGCUACUCCUUGUUACAGAACGUUCGGAGAACAUUCAUAGAACAUUCAUAGAACAUUCAUAGAACAUUCAUAGAACAUUCAGAGAACAUUCAGAGAACGUUCAGAGAACAUUCAUAGAACAUUCAGAGAACGUUCGGAGAACAUUCAAAAGUAACGUUGCCAUGCAGAAUGAUAAAAUAGAAUGUUCCCUUAACGUCCACAUAACCAAGAAUGUUCAGAGAACGUUUCCGUAACGUUAUGGAAACGUUAGCCAAGCGUUCUCUGAAUGUUUCCUGCCAGAAACAUGACUUAAAAUCUGUUCAGCUCAGUGUGAAUCGAUGCACUGGUAUUUAGACGCUCAGUUUGCUCUCGGAAAAUAUGAAUAAUUAAUAUUUAUCAGAUGCUACAUAAAUUUGCCAAGGGUUCUGAUAUUUAUCCAUGCCUUACAAUGAUUCGCUGUUUAGUUUAACAAAACAAGAGGACACCACUGCUGGAUAGAGCUCAAUCGAAGCCUUCAGAGAACGUUUGUGCAGUAGGACAACACCAUCUGAAGAACCAAUGAGGAUUAGCAGGAGGGUCACGUGACUCGCGUCCCAGCAGCCCCUCAGCUUUCACUGUCCCUUCAUUGGUUUCUCUUGAUUAGUCCAUCUGAAAAUGUAAUGCUCAGCUGAUUUGAAUAAAGUCAAAGUCCAAACUUGA
Messenger RNA from Megalobrama amblycephala (Wuchang bream), 3540 nucleotides. It is a transcript of the gene mgat4b, whose product is annotated as alpha-1,3-mannosyl-glycoprotein 4-beta-N-acetylglucosaminyltransferase B. Gene Ontology annotation, cellular component: endoplasmic reticulum; Golgi stack; endoplasmic reticulum-Golgi intermediate compartment. The transcript is spliced from 15 exons. Gene Ontology annotation, molecular function: acetylglucosaminyltransferase activity. NCBI's taxonomy places the organism in Eukaryota, Metazoa, Chordata, Actinopteri, Cypriniformes, Xenocyprididae. The coding region runs from base 251 to 1894 and encodes 547 amino acids. The record is from RefSeq and is a predicted model, not a curated record. Gene Ontology annotation, biological process: protein N-linked glycosylation.